Messenger RNA from Pteronotus mesoamericanus, 2198 nucleotides. RefSeq names its product WD repeat domain 4 (gene WDR4). The record is from RefSeq and is a predicted model, not a curated record. The coding region runs from base 52 to 1296 and encodes 414 amino acids. Gene Ontology annotation, molecular function: protein binding. The transcript has 11 exons. NCBI's taxonomy places the organism in Eukaryota, Metazoa, Chordata, Mammalia, Chiroptera, Mormoopidae. Gene Ontology annotation, biological process: tRNA modification; RNA (guanine-N7)-methylation. Gene Ontology annotation, cellular component: nucleus; cytosol; tRNA methyltransferase complex.
AGGAAGAGGUGCAGGGCUACGCACGUGGGUAGUGGCGCGACGACCCGGCUCAUGGCUAGUUCCGCGGGGCUGUCGCUGUGCGGGCAGGCGCUGGUGGUGCGCGGUGGCAGCCGGUUCCUGGCCACUACCACUGCGAGCAGUGAUGAUGACAGUCUCUUCACAUAUGAUUGCAGUACUGCAGGAAAGAAGCCACAAGAAAACACAGGGGAGGACGGACAGCUGCUGGAGAAGGGGAGUGACACGAUCCUGGCGUCCACCUUCUCCAAGUCCGGAAGCUAUUUUGCGUUAACUGAUGACAGUAAGCGUCUGAUUCUUUUCCGUACAAAACCAUGGCAAUGUCUGAGUGUCAGGACCGUGGUGAGGAGGUGCACGGCCCUCACAUUCACAGCCUCUGAGGAGAAGGUUUUGGUGGCAGACAAGUCUGGGGACGUUUACUCCUUUUCAGUGCUGGAGCCACACGAAUGCGGCAAACUUGAACUUGGGCACCUAUCGAUGCUGCUGGAUGUGGCCGUGAGUCCUGACGACCGCUACGUCCUCACCGCCGACCGGGAUGAGAAGAUCCGGGUGAGCUGGGCUGUGGCCCCGCACAACAUUGAGGCCUUCUGCCUGGGACACACCGAGUUCGUGAGCCGCAUCUUUGUGGUGCCUGACCACCCCGAGCUGCUUGUGUCCUCCUCCGGGGACUGCACCCUGAGGCUCUGGGAGUACAGGCGUGGGCGCGAGCUGCACUGCUGUCACCUGACGCGCCUGCAGGAGCCAGCGGGCCCGUGGAGCGACCAGAGGUUUGCCGCGUCCAGGAUCACUUACUGGAGCCGGGACAGCUGCGUGGCGCUGCUGUGUGACUGCGUUCCUGUGGUCUACAUUUUCCAGCUGGACGCCCCCGGACGGCAGCUGGUUCACAAACAGCAGCUGUCUUUCCAGCACCGAGUGUGGGACGUCGCCUUCGAGGAGAGCCGGGGGCUGUGGGUGCUGCAGGACUGCCGGGAAGCCCCGCUCCUGCUCUACGUGCCCGAGGAUGGCCGGUGGCAGGCUGCUCCUGAGAAUGCGGCAGUGAAGAAGGUCAGUGCUCACCUUCACAGGAACUGGGCCAUGCUGGAAGGCUCUGCUGGUGUGAACGACGGCUUCAGCAGUCUGUACAAGGCCACCUUUGACAACAUGGCCACUUACCUGAAGAAGAAAGAGGAGAGGCUGCAGCAGCAGCUGCAGAAGAAGCGACAUAAGAGCCCACCCCCGGGGCCCAACGGGCAGGCCAAGAAGGUGAAGUCCGGGGAGGGGUCCCAGAGCGGCUCGUCUUAGCCAUGGCGCGGCUCUCCCAGCCCCGAGAAGCGGAGGGGUUUCACUCGUCCCCCCCUUGCCUGUCGCUCCUCUGAAGGAAAACAGGGACGUCACUGCCCACUUAGGCUUGGUGGCAGUCGGGUCCAUCCAGCUUCCCAGAGACGGGGGCUGUCCCAAUAACUAGAUGGUAUCCCAAGCUCCAGAACAGUCUGUCACUGAGCAGAGGCUCCGUGGAGGGUGUUCUGCACACCCUGCUGGUGACCGGGAAGCCGAAUGGUGUGUCGACGUUAACUGGAGACACCGCAGGCGAGCAGCUCCGAGCCUGCAAGCGCCCCGCCUUCCUGUUGGAGGGUACAGGAGCCUGUGUUCGUGGCACUUGCUGGUUCUGCUCUUUCCAUAAUGCCACCCACGCCUGGCACAGCUUUCACCAGGGGACUCCAUAAGCAAACAGUUUUACUCCGGCCUGAUGGGUGUUUUCCUUUUGUUCCUGUCGGUGGGUCCGUCUGGGCGGCGUACUGCACUGUCCACCCCCGCGGCCACUCGCCAUGUGGGGCCAUCACAGCCCAAGGAGAGUGAAGUGCUCAGCUCCCCCCUCGGCCCUGGCCACGCGCUCCACCCUCACGUGUGCCCCGUCCCCACGCAGUGAAGGCUUCCGCUCAGCUGCGGACGUGAGGGCCUGGCAGCCAUGCUGGCGGGGAAGUGGACUCGCUUCAGGAUGUGAGAACGGAGGAGCCAGGCCGGAAACGUGGCUCCGCAGGGAAACGGUCGAUGACAUGUGUAUUUAUUAUUUUGAUUUGAACCUGGUGCACAUGUCACGGAAAGCGGGGGUGUCAGCUGGAUCUAAUCACCAAUCAAUAAAGAUGAGAGCCUUCUGCAGCUUCUGGAAGUGUUUAGCGGCGACGUGUGGAACUAAUUUGAAAAUA